This is a messenger RNA of Linum tenue, 1964 nucleotides long. Lineage: Eukaryota; Viridiplantae; Streptophyta; Magnoliopsida; Malpighiales; Linaceae. The record is from the annotation of a GenBank genome assembly.
GAGUGCAAUACAGUUUUUCAAUGCUUGGUUAAUAAAGGGCCCGACCGAACGGCUGCGGACCCGGAUCGAAUCUCUCUUUUGAAGACCCAACGUCUUUCAUUCCAUUCAUCCGCCAAAAGCCAAAAAGGCAAAAACCCUUGUUAAAUCUCUAUUUCCUGCUUCCUCUUCGUCUCUCUUUGCCCCUCCGAUUUCCCGACAAUCUCUGCUCUGUUCGCAGUGCUUACUCAAUGGAGUCUCUGUCAAGCUCGGCGUUCGUCUCCAGAUUCCCAGAAACACACCCAUCGCUCAGCCCUCCGUCACCUUCCUCCUCCUCAUCCUCCUCUUCUGCCUGCUGUUACUCGUCUUCCAGCAAGAUUCUGCUCAGUAAGGGAAUUAUAGGGUCUCCCAAAUUCGCCGAAGCAGCGCGUUUCCCUCGACUGCGCCUUCAGGGUCUGGCCCGUGAGCUGUCUGGUGGAGCCGGAGAGGAAAACAGUCACUUGGGUGAUGAUGGGUUUGGAUUGGUUUCUGAUGCCACGCUCUCCCUGCCUCAGCUUGGUAGUGAUCGCCUCUCUUGUGCUAUGAAGGGACUCAUAAAGCAAGCUGAAAGCAGUCAAAAGGAUUCAGAGAAAUUAUUGAAGGUGGAGUCACCAUUGACAGUUCCCCAUGGAAGUGGAACCAGUGGGGGUACAAGAGCAGGGCUUUUCAGAACUCCAAUUUCUGGUGGUGUACAGAGUGCAACCUCAGCACAUGGCUUACCUCGGCCAGCCCUUGCAGUUCGCAACCUGAUGGAACAGGCCAGAUUUGCCCAUCUAUGCACCACUAUGUCUCGGAUGCACCAUCGACGAGAAGGGUAUCCAUUUGGUUCCUUGGUGGAUUUUGCUCCAGAUGCGAUGGGCCAUCCAAUAUUUUCAUUUUCACCCUUGGCCAUACACACAAGGAAUUUGUUAGCAGAUCCAAAAUGCACCCUUGUUGUGCAGAUACCUGGAUGGAGUAGCUUAUCAAAUGCAAGAGUUACAAUUUUCGGAGAUGUGUACCCUCUAGCAGAAGAUGAACAGGAGUGGGCUCAUAAACAGUAUAUUGCUAAACAUCAGCAAGGUCCUUCCCAACAGUGGGGGAAUUUCUACUACUUCAGAAUGCAAAAUAUAAGUGACAUAUACUUCAUUGGAGGUUUCGGCACUGUUGCAUGGGUCGAUGUCAAGGAGUACGAGGCCCUUCAGCCAGAUAAGAUUGCGGUUGAUGGAGGAGAGCACAAUCUCAAGGUAAUGUUGAUUGCUCUUUCUUGCAGCGCAACACAUUUGACAACCUAUGCUUGUCAGGAACUGAAUGUGAUAUUCUCAAAGCGGCUUAAGGAGCUGUUAUCGAGUGAGAUGGAAGUAGAUGAUGCCGCAAUCAUAUCGAUAGACAGCAAAGGAAUCGACAUAAGGGUCCGUCAAGGUGCACAAUUCAACGUUCAGAGGUUAUCAUUUGAAGAAGGUCAUGCAGUUGAAAAUCUGGAAGAGGCCAAGAGUGCCGUGCGGAGAGUAUUAAACAAAGGCAAAGUUCAAAACUUGCAGAAAUGAUAGUUACUGAGCCUGGCUAACAUUGGAGGAGCUUCAACAACAUGCAUGCGAACAUGAUGCAUGAUGCUCUUGCAUGCCCUGUUUCUUGCUAAUCUUCUGAAGGGACCAAAAAGGUUAUUUGGCUUUAACUUCUGUUUGGAGUUUGGGAAUCUAAUUGGAAGUUUGCGUUAGAGAUGGUUGGCUUUUACGUUAAGACUGAUGACUAGCUCGACGAGGAGGUUUCAGGAGAAGUUGGAUUGUGAUAAAUGUGUUCACGGAUCGGAUUGGCAUUCGAAAUCCUGUAAGCCGUCGUUUAGCGUUGUAAUUUUAAAGGCUGUCUGUCGUUUACCGUCUCCCGGUUCACUUCUCCUUUUCUAAUAAAUAGAGACUCAAAUCAAAUAAAUUACUAAUUGACAAAUUUCCCAUGAAAUGAAAGGCUCCAAAUCC